AUGGCGUCCGGCCAGUCCUCCGAGCUUCCCAACCUGGUGAAUCUCAUUAAGACCCUGACACUACCCCAAUUGAAAGAUUUGCUGCGAAAUGAGGGUCUUCCAGUAUCUGGGCUGAAGGCUGCAGUGCAAAUGCGUAUCAUCGAUUGUCCUAUUGGCUUCAAAGAGAGUCCCUUUUUCACAGUCGUCAAAUCAUUAACACCGGUUGUGGAAUGUAAGGUUCGCGAACAAACCAGGGAUAGUGUAGAACUCAAGGUUUUUCUUUCACAGGCGCAUAUCGGCGACUUGGAGAAGGAUCCCAACCUUCGGGUGAUGAUUUACUGCACAGCCGACUCUGGCCUCAAGCAGUAUACCAAGUCUGAUAUCACCUUCCCCCACCAGGUGGAGCUGAAAGCCAACCUCGACGAAGUUAAAGCCAAUCUUCGGGGUUUAAAGAAUAAACCCGGGACCACCCAACCUGCAGACGUCACGAGCUACUUACGCAAGAAGGCUAAUUACCCUAAUAAUAUUGUGAUGACUUAUGCCUUAACCCAAAAGAAAUUCUUUGUGCUUGCAAACAUGGUUAGACAGCACCCUGUAGAGGAACUUGUCGCCAAGUUAGAAUCACGCAAGCUUAUAUCCAAAGAGCAGGUGCUACGAGAGAUGAAAAACCGUGCGGAUGAUUCUGAUAUUGUUGCCACGUCAAGCAUCAUGUCUUUAAAAUGUCCUCUAUCAACCCUACGCAUACAGGUUCCUUGUCGGUCCGUGAAACAGGCACCUACUUGGACUUGUCCUGUGUGUGCCAAGUCAACCAGCUUUGAGUCUCUACAGGUGGACCAAUACGUGGACGAGAUCCUUCACUCUACCGACUCGGACGUGGACCAAGUAAUCGUGGAGCCAAGCGGUGCAUGGUCCAAGCUAGAUAAUUCGGAUGCCGUCAAGCUUGGUGGAGUGACCCCAGGAACAGACGAUGAUGACAACGAUGAUGAUCUGAUUGAGAUCAGUGAGUCCCGGAACAGCUUGAGUACAGUAAAGCAGGAACCUAUGCCCUCCAGUAUCCUUCUGGAGCGGACACCCGCUCAGUCUCGAGAAACAUCAACCCCAUCUUCAAUGGCUCGCGUAUCCAGCAAGAAACGACAGGUCAUUGAUCUGACCGGCAGUGAUGACGAUGACGAAUCUCCUGGCCCACCGUUGAAACGACCGGCGUUGAGUUUCGCGGUUCGAGGAAUUCCAUCGCAAGAUCCUCACCAACCCGUUGCCAGCAGUCCUCUUAGUGGCCGGUCAUACCCUCCAUCGCACUAG
Messenger RNA from Penicillium verhagenii, 1278 nucleotides. RefSeq names its product Siz/PIAS RING finger protein. The transcript has 7 exons. Gene Ontology annotation, molecular function: SUMO ligase activity. NCBI's taxonomy places the organism in Eukaryota, Fungi, Ascomycota, Eurotiomycetes, Eurotiales, Aspergillaceae. The record is from RefSeq and is a predicted model, not a curated record. Gene Ontology annotation, biological process: protein sumoylation. The coding region runs from base 1 to 1278 and encodes 425 amino acids.